GACCGCCGCAUCCGUGAUCCAUCUACUCCUCUUCCCUUCUUAUCUGCUACAGCAAUAAAUCUCCCGAGGCAAUUUUGGCGUGCUUUACUUACCUGCUUCCUAUUUUUCCUUUUCCGCGACAAAAUCCUUUUUGUUAAUUGCGAAAACGAAAGAGCCCGUGUGAACUGUAUGGGUGAGGAAAAGAGGAAAAAAGAGAGAUAAAUUGGAGGCCAUUAGCAAGAAACCAUGAGUUCUAGGUUCGCAAUCCCUAGUCCUGACCUCACUUGAGCGCUCGUGAGCUCUCUCCAGUGGCUAAAGAUUGCAGAUUUGAGUUCUAGUCCAAGAAAAGGGUGGUGGUCCGCCAUGGAGGUGAGGUCCGAGCAAGGGCUGAUGGCAGGGAGGGAUCUAUUCGGCAUGCCGAAGAGCCCGCCGGCGCCGGUGCCUGGGCCGCCGGCGUCCGCGGCCAUGCAGAGCGUGCGCAUGGCGUACACUGCGGACGGCACCGCUGUGUACGCUCCGGUGAGCUCCUCGGCCGCGACGCCGUCUUACCAGCCGCAGGGCCCAGCCCACGGCACUAGCAUGUCUGCGGCGACGGUCGUUGGUGGCAAUGGCGCGUCAGCUGUGCCUGGCAUGGGGGAGCCGGUGGCCAAGAAGAAGCGCGGGCGACCAAGAAAGUACGGGCCCGACGGGUCCAUGGCGCUGGCAUUGGUGCCUGCGUCGGCGGCUACGGGAUCACCGGCUACAGGGUCACCAGCGACAGGGCAGGGUUCUUCCGGGCCGUUCUCACCGGCUGGGUUAAAUCCGGCGAGCUCUCUGCUAGUGGUGUCGCCAGAUGGAUUUAAGAAGCGGGGCCGGCCUAAGGGUUCUACCAACAAGCCGCGCGUGGAUGCUGCUGGGUCAUCAGGAGCUGGAUUUACACCUCAUGUUAUUACAGUUCAAGCUGGGGAGGAUGUGUCAUCAAAGAUUAUGUCAUUUUCUCAGCAUGGAACGCGUGCAAUUUGUGUUCUUUCAGCAAAUGGUGCCAUAUCAAAUGUGACGCUUCGUCAGACUGCUACAUCAGGUGGAACUGUAACAUACGAGGGUCGAUUUGAGAUACUAUCACUGUCAGGCUCAUUCCUCCUGGUGGAGAAUGGUGGUCAGCGUAGUCGAACUGGAGGACUCAGUGUGUCCCUGGCUGGUCCUGAUGGUCGUCUGUUGGGUGGUGGAGUUGCGGGACUUCUCAUAGCAGCUUCACCAGUUCAGAUAGUACUGGGAAGCUUCAAUUCUGGAGGCAAAAAAGAGUCAAAAAAGCAUGCUCCUUCAGAACCCACAUCAGUGCCACUGAAGGUCGCUCCGACCACCGGGAUGGGACCCAACAGCCCUCCUUCAAGAGGUACAUUGAGCGAGUUAUCUGGUGGCACUGGAAGCCCACCACCACUGCAUCAAGGCAUGGCUGCUAGCAAUAAUAACCAACCGCCGUUCCUGUCUAGCAUGCCUUGGAAAUGAGUUUGCAUCCUCUUGACCAAUUCCAGGCAUAUACCAUUAUGAGCGAACUGCCUCCCGGUCAGGAAUGCAGGAUGUAGCAAUUUGCGGUUCAGUAGCGCUCGUUCUCUGAGUAGCUCUUAUGUAGUAUAAAUCAGAAGCUUGGGUAGGAAGAGAAUUGCAUCUGGUAAAUUUGUAGCUCCUAUUGUAGGUUUCACCCUGAAUUCCUGUGCUAGGUGUAUUGAGCUGUAACCAUGUGAUCCUUUGAGCGUUAUCAAAUGUUAUUUAGUUAAAUGUUCUACCAAGGCAUGUGGAUUUGAAUCAGAAGUUUCUUAUAUGAAUUUGUUGUUUGCGCCUGACCA
Sorghum bicolor (sorghum) is the source of this 1802-nucleotide messenger RNA. RefSeq names its product AT-hook motif nuclear-localized protein 10. NCBI's taxonomy places the organism in Eukaryota, Viridiplantae, Streptophyta, Magnoliopsida, Poales, Poaceae. The record is from RefSeq and is a predicted model, not a curated record. The coding region runs from base 343 to 1464 and encodes 373 amino acids. Gene Ontology annotation, molecular function: minor groove of adenine-thymine-rich DNA binding. The transcript is spliced from 6 exons.